AUGGUGGACAAUUGGGUAGAUAACAAUGAAGCUACACAAUUUGAUGAUGACGAGGUGUUUGUUGACAACACUCAACAAGAAAUCAAUGAGGAACCAACACAAAAGAGAAAAAGAGUAGGCAAAACAAGGUCCGAUUGUUGGAAAUCAUUUGAGAAGAUUUUUAUUGAUGGAGUUCGGCAUGGAAAGUGCAAAUGGUGCGAGAGGGCUCUCAAAGCCGACGGGAAUAAUACCGGUACGUCUAGCUUAAAUAAGCAUGCAAAGAAUUGUAAAAAAAACCCCGAGAAUUUGAAAAACCAACAAACAUUACAAUUUAAAAAAGAACCAACCGGGGAGGGUAGUGUUAGCACUUGGAAACAUGACGACAAACGAAUUAAAAAGGCUAUGUUGAAUUUAUUUGUAGUGGGUGGUCUACCUUUUAAAUUUGUAGAAAAUGAGGCCUUUAUUGAAUACACAAACGCACUAAACGGGAAGGUGAUUGUACCUUGUCGAACAACAAUUUCAAAAAAAGUGUCACUUUAUUAUCAAGAAGAAAGAAAUAAGUUGGUAACAUUCUUAUGUAAUCCACUUAACACGAUUCAUUUGACCACCGAUUGUUGGACAAGUCCGAGUAAAAGGGUGCAUUAUAUUGUCAUUACCGCACACUUUAUUGAUGAUAAUUGGGAGAUGCACAAAAGGAUAAUCAACUUUAAAGAAUUAGAUAGUCAACGGGGGGAAGAUAUCGGAAAAGAAGUGUUGAAAUGUAUUCAAGGGUGGGGUAUUAAAAAUGUCAUGACUUGUACGGUUGAUAAUGCAAGUUCUAAUGACAAAGCAAUAGAGUUUCUAAAAAACAAAUUACCAAACUUGUACAAUGAAGGAAAACACUUUCACAUUAGGUGUAUGGCACACAUUAUCAAUCUAAUUGUGAGAGACGGGAUGAAUAAAAAUGACGAGAGUGUUAAAUGUUUGCAAGACGCCGUAAGAUAUAUUAGAAAGUCCACACAACGGAUUGCUCUAUUUAAAAAGUGCAUGAAAGCCGUCGGGGUGGAAUCAACCAAAUUUUUGUGCAACGAUUGUCCCACUCGUUGGAACUCAACUUACGACUUAUUGAAGAUCGCGGUGGAUUUAGAAAAAGCUUUCUAUGAGUAUGAAAUGGAAGAUCGUUCCUUUGCACGAGAUGUGGUAACCCCCGUGAGUGAAGAUUUUGUAACUUGUCGAGCAAUGGUCUCCUUUCUUGAGAAGUUCAAGUUGAAAACAGAAUUGGUGUCGACGACUUCAAAACCAUUGGCAAAUCGGUUUUUUGGAGAAUUUGCGACUAUCUUGGAUCCGCGAAUGAAGACAGAAUUUCUUAGACAUGCUUUUGAAACAUUGAUCAAGUACAAGAUGCCGGAAAAUAAACCCCUUUCCGAAUUAGAUAUUACUGCGAAGACUAAGUCUUUAAUCAAGGAUAUUGAAUCGAGAUUUGAGAACUUUUUUAAUUGUUACAAUACCAACUCUAAUGUACCAUUUGAAACCGGUGGUAGUCAAGAUGCUGUGCAUAUUGAUGAUGAUGACGACUUUGUGGGUGACUAUUUUGCUCAAUCGGUGAAUUCAUCGGCUUCAAAGGAAACGGAAUUAACACGAUACUUGAACGAAGGACAAACCCAAGGCGUUAAGGACUUUGAUAUAUUGGUUUGGUGGAAAAAUAACGCAUCUCGUUACCCAAUUCUCUCGCGGAUGGCAAAAGAUCUUUUGGGCAUUCAAAUAUCUACCGUGGCUUCCGAGUCCGCUUUUAGUACAAGCGGUCGCAUAAUUGAUAGUUACCGAGCAAACUUGUCCGCACCUAUAAUAGAGGCUUUGGUUUGCACCCAAGAUUGGGUGAGGAAAUCAAAGAAGCCAAUUGUUGACAGCAUCGAUGAUAUUCUUAAAGAUGAUGACAUAGCUAAAGAGUUGGAAGACGCCAUACGCACCCAAAAUGGAAAUGGAAAAAGGCCGAUAGAUAUUAACGAGUAG
This is a messenger RNA of Lactuca saligna, 1968 nucleotides long. The record is from the annotation of a GenBank genome assembly. Lineage: Eukaryota; Viridiplantae; Streptophyta; Magnoliopsida; Asterales; Asteraceae.